Molecule: messenger RNA, 1788 nt
Organism: Aspergillus candidus
Lineage: Eukaryota; Fungi; Ascomycota; Eurotiomycetes; Eurotiales; Aspergillaceae
Product: HET domain-containing protein
Exons: 5
Coding region: 1-1788 (595 amino acids)
Source: RefSeq, a predicted model, not a curated record
AUGUUUUCAUUUACAUAUCCAAUACUCCCACCAGAGCCGACUGUAACUCGUAUGAUCCGCCUGUUGCCGGAUGAGGACAAUGACGCCCUAAUCAAGUGCACGCUGUUCAAUUAUACCCUGGCCAGGGAAUGCAAGCGCAGAGGCAACAACCUCUACGAGGCCCUAUCCUACGUCUGGGGAAGUGGUGUCAAAUCUGAAUCAGUCAUAUUGGAUGGCUCUCCUUACCUUGUUACAAAAAGUCUUCAUGCGGCGCUAUUGUACCAUCGAGACUGCCAACUUGAUAGAAUAUUGUGGAUUGAUGCGUUAAGUAUCAACCAAGAGGACGCAGAUGAGAAAAGCCGACAGAUUCCACUCAUGCGAAUGAUAUAUGCCCAGGCAAGCUGCGUCAUUGUCUGGCUUGGAGAGGCUACAAAAGAACGCGAUGGAGGGCUUGAAUAUAUUCGCCAUAUCUCAGAAGAUAAGGUGCUCCAGGAAGUCGGUGUUGCACGGUGUAUUACUGUCAUGUGUGGCUCUGUCCCGAUAAAUGGACACACCUUCUGUGAGGGCAUUGGCCAAUUGGAGCUUCCUACCCAUAUACAACGCGUUACUUAUCCAGUCGCUCGUCUCAUGAAAGGGGCGAUAUUUCGCUCAAUAUAUGAUGUUAAUUCAUGCGGUGACAUUUGUCUAGCUACCAGCAAGCAUGACAAGGUGUAUGCUUUACUGGGACUUAGUUCCGAUGAUCCUAACACACCCUCUCUGAAACCAAACUAUAACCUCCCAUGGAUCGAGGUUUAUAGGCAGACUGCUUCAUAUAUAUUCCCAGGAAACUGUUCUGUGGAGACUUGGCCUGACAGGGACGCGGCCAUUAUUCAGGGUAAGGGAUGGGUCUUAGCUCGGAUUGACUCUGUCCACGAGGUCAUUAAUGAGCACGGCCAUCAAUUCAUUCAGAUCCUGUAUACUGAUAAUACUCAGUCACGGCAUUAUCAGUCUAUAUGGGGCAACGAGUGGACACUACCGGCUUCUGCAGCAUCAAUUCAAGAAGGUGAUCUGAUUUGUCUUCUGGAAGGCGCCUCGUGUCCGAAUAUCAUCAGACUGUGCAGAGACUAUUUUAUACUGCUCCAAAAAUUGACCUGGGGGGGGGGAUUCCCCAGCUACGAUAUUCUUCUAUUGUGGGAAAUAUCCCCGAACGGUGCCGGAAGCUUGGAUGAUCCCCAAAAUUCAAUAGAACUCAACAUUAGAGUACCAGAACUCCAAGAAACACCCCAGGAGGUCGAAAGGCGGUUAGCUGAUUUGGCAGUUAUUAUGGAGGAGAUUGUCAGAGCAAUUUUAAGGCCAGGAAUCUCCAGAGCUCGGGCGAUAGAGCGAUUACUUUGUCAGAGUGGAGCAGGUAUUGCAAUUAUGGAAGGAUUGGUCAAAAAUGCGGCAGCACAUCCUGAACCCGAUGCAUAUAUGAUUAUGGAACUGCUAUUCCAAUACUAUGGUCUAAGUUUACCGAUCCCACAAGGAGUGGUCAGGUCAGCAGCAGGGAAUACCGGUUCCUGUGGUCUCAAAAUCAUGGAGCUCUUAUUUCAACACACCAAUCUACCGGUCUCUGAAGAAGUUGUUCAAGAAGCUGCUAGGAAUACUGGACAUAAUGGAUAUGUGAUUAUAAAGAUCCUCUGUCGACACCUAGAAGCAAGCCUGCCAAUCUCUGAAAGGGUGGUCAAGGCAGCAGCCGAGAACACUGGAGUUUAUGGGUAUCGAAUGAGAGAAGUUCUCUCGCAGCAUCUGGCAACGAACCCUACAGUGAUUCAGCAACGCAGUAGAUGA